AUGCCAAUCUCAGAUAAAACUGACCUUGAAAGUACACAUCCAUUAGUCUUUUUGUCUAGUUGCCAUGAGUUCUGUCCUAAAAUUCCAUAUGCCCCUUCUAAUCUAGAUUUGGAUUGUUUAGACUUGGUGGGAGAGUUCGGAUUUAAUCAAAAAAAGGAAGGAGGGGAGAUAAGCAAAUAUCAUGGACAUGCAGAGCUCCCUGGAAGUGAAACUAUAAUUCAGCAAAAGACCACACCAAGAGCUCAAGAACCAACAACAGUUGACCCAUAUGCAACAUUAAGCAAGUUCCAAUUGUCCACCAAUUGCAGCUUACAUACAGAAGUCAUGACUAGAAAAACCCCACUUUCAAGCAACAAUCACCUUACCCAAAAUAAAAUGAUAUCCAAAUCUGAAAUUACCUCCAAAAAAAGAAAAGCAAGUUUGAGGAAAAGCAAGAAAAUACAAUUAACUGGGAUAAUUUAA
Messenger RNA from Ilex paraguariensis (yerba mate), 462 nucleotides. The record is from the annotation of a GenBank genome assembly. Lineage: Eukaryota; Viridiplantae; Streptophyta; Magnoliopsida; Aquifoliales; Aquifoliaceae.